UUUGAGUAAAUAUGACCACGCAGACUGUAUCUUUGUAGAUAAGGACAGCUGUGAUGAACCGAAAGCAUUGAAAUGAGCCAGUCCUCCACUGGUGCGAAGCCAGUUCGUUUGUGUUCGCUAGCAGAAACAAAUAAAACCAAUAUAAUGGUGUCAUUCACAGUUCAGGGGUUAGUGCCCCCUGUGUUCACAGCCUUCAACGACGACCACUCCGUCAACUACAACAUUAUCCCAUCUUAUGCCAAGUUCUUGGCUGAUGCUGGUAUUAAAGCAGUUUUGGUUGGAGGCACAACGGGAGAACACAUGUCCCUGCCAAUUGAGGACAGGAAGAAGCUGAUCUCCGAGUGGGUGAGGGUCGGGAAAUCUUUGGGCAUCCACAUCAUGGUUCAAGUUGGUGGGACCGCCUUCCCAUACGUCAUUGAGUUGGCGAAAUACUGCGAGAAGGUUGGCGUUGAUUCCCUUCUCACGUUGCCUGAACUGUACUUCAAGCCAGCCAAGGUGGAUGACUUGGUAUUCUACAUAGAACAGAUCGCCAAAGCGGCACCCAAGUUGCCUGUUCUGUAUUACCAUAUUCCCAGCAUGAGCAAGGUGGAAUUGGACAUGCCAGCGUUUGUCGCAGCAGCUUCGGCUCGCGUUCCCAACUUCAAGGGCAUAAAGUUUACCCACAACGACCUCAGUGUUGGCGCUCAAGUUUUGAGGACCCUUAAAGAUGGCCAGGAGGUGUUCCUUGGUGCUGAUACUCUGCUAGCGCCCGCGGCGUUGCUCGGCAUCCGUUCCAGCAUCGGGACCACCUUCAACCUGUUCCCUCGACUGGCCGUUGAGAUUCUCCAGGCUGUGCAGAGUAAAGAUGGAGAGAAGGCGCGGGCGCUGCAGGAGAAGCUGUGCAAGGCGGUGGAGGCUCAUGUUGUUGAAGGUGAAUGGGUGCCAAUCAUGAAAGCGGGAAUGGAGAUUGUCACUGGCUUCAAGAUGGGACCUCCAGCGUACCCCCAAAGACCCAUCUCUGCUGAAGCAAGACAAAGAAUCCAAACCAAACUCAGGGCUUUGGGUCUCGCCAAGUAGAUUUAAGAAAAAACACAUAUAAUAACUAUAAGUAUAUUUUGUAAAAUUUUGAUGGAACAAGCGUCGCUUUUCGAGUAAACAAAUAAACCGACCUAUUUUUACUGUCUA
Messenger RNA from Plodia interpunctella (Indianmeal moth), 1164 nucleotides. Its product is annotated as N-acetylneuraminate lyase-like. The record is from RefSeq and is a predicted model, not a curated record. Gene Ontology annotation, biological process: N-acetylneuraminate catabolic process. The transcript has 7 exons. Lineage: Eukaryota; Metazoa; Arthropoda; Insecta; Lepidoptera; Pyralidae. Bases 73 to 1056 code for a protein of 327 amino acids. Gene Ontology annotation, molecular function: N-acetylneuraminate lyase activity.